AUGAGGGGGGUUAGGGUUAGGGUUGGGUUUAGACUCGCGGCGAUGGGUUUUGAAUUUAAGUUGCACCAGCCACCAUGUGAUAUUGCAUUUCUUUCCGUUGUGGAUGGGCCUGCGCUUUACAGCUCUGAGGAAGGAACUCAGACGUCAAUGAAAGAAUCAAUGAUACGACAAAUCGGCUGGCAGGAACUUGACCUCCCUCUGGAAUGGUUUUUCUCAAAAAGGGCAUAUCACUUGGUGAGGCGAGUUAGUCGUACGAUGCAGUGCACCAUUCAGUACCUUUCGUACCGCCAGCAAAUGCUGGAAACUGAGGCAAAAAGAGCUGAAGAAAAACUUCGUGACAUGCGUGAGGAAAGUGAUCGGGUGUUUGCAGAACUGGCGGAACUGCGAGAGAUUGUUUCCAUGAGCGGCGUGAAACGACAAGACGCUUCCCCAACUAAUCGUAAGGUCGCGCACGAACGCUGGAGGGGUCAUUCUCGAAUAACGGAGCAGCUACACACUUGUUUAUAUUGUGGCAACAGCUAUCCCUCUAACUCAUCCUUAAAUUCUCACAUGAUAAAACGUCACCGUAGGGUCCAACACUAUCCAUUAACAGAAGAAGCCACCGCAUCACCACCAGAAUCAUCAGCUGCAAUUGAGGCGUCAAAUGACCCACUGAUGGCGGAGGUGUCACAAAUUAAGCACGAUUUGGCGUUUUUGCGUGAGUUCGUGACAAACGAGCAACGUUGCAAUAAACAAAACAAGAAUGACAAUGCCAUGUUAGCUUCCACUGGUAAUGCAGCGUUACCUGUGGCAAGUCAGCCAUGUUCACCUCCCCCUGACGAUAUCAACAUUUCCCUGCAAAGAAAGCAGGUGGAGCAAGAAAUGAUAAUUAAAAAGUUUCAGGAGGAGCUACAUGCGACACAGUUGCGCGUGGCGCAGUUGGAGGCUUCGAUUAGGCAACGAAACGUAGGUAGCUGCAACUUCCAUCGACACUGUGAUGUUGUAAACACCUCGACUGCUGAGCCGAAGGUACUUAAUUGUGUAUCAUUUGCAUCGCCAGCAGAAGUGUAUAGUCUUCCCAGUGUCGAGGUACUUUGGAAUAAUGCGAGUGGCAGCACUACACCGGAUCCGUACCAUAGCUCUUUACGGCAGAGAAGUUGUGAUACUGGUAGCCUGAAAGUAGAGCAACUGACACUAAGUGGAAACGAUGAUGCAUCAUCUGCUUUCGACACCUCAGUGAUGCUCUUGGGAACAAGGACACAAGUGCGCUGUAUCGACAAGGUGAUUCACUAG
Molecule: messenger RNA, 1272 nt
Organism: Trypanosoma brucei brucei TREU927
Lineage: Eukaryota; Euglenozoa; Kinetoplastea; Trypanosomatida; Trypanosomatidae
Product: zinc finger protein, putative
Exons: 1
Coding region: 1-1272 (423 amino acids)
Cellular component (GO): cytoplasm
Source: RefSeq, a predicted model, not a curated record